Bradysia coprophila is the source of this 6910-nucleotide messenger RNA. RefSeq names its product Cadherin 86C (gene Cad86C). NCBI's taxonomy places the organism in Eukaryota, Metazoa, Arthropoda, Insecta, Diptera, Sciaridae. Gene Ontology annotation, cellular component: catenin complex; plasma membrane; cell-cell junction. The record is from RefSeq and is a predicted model, not a curated record. Gene Ontology annotation, molecular function: cadherin binding; beta-catenin binding; calcium ion binding. Gene Ontology annotation, biological process: cell migration; homophilic cell-cell adhesion; multicellular organism development.
UACUAUACGGACGUGUUUGAUAUUUCGAUCCGCGGUGUGAGUUUUAAACUCGUUUUAUUUUUCUUCGGAGAUAUUAUACUCAGCGUUUUAUUUUUUGUAUUUCAUUUUCUGUGCCCGUUGAUCGUUUUCAGUGUUGAAUAACAAAUUCUCUUCUGUUGUGUGUUGUGUGCUUUUUUUUCUUCUGUUCGGUUUGGAAUUCACGAAGGCGCGAGGUUUAAGAGUUGAAUGCUGACUUGAUGUAACGUUUUUUUUUUUGAAACAAAAUAAAAAAAAAACGAAAGCACUCGCACAAAAAAACAUUACGCCUACAUAUCCAAAUAAAAUAUUUUUUUAUUGUUUACUGUCGAAGUACGCAAAAGAAACAAAAAUUUAAUUCUAUUCACAUUUCAACACAUUUGGAAUAAAUGGUAACGACUUCGGAUGUGAACGAUGUUAUAGAUUUCAAAGACUAAAAACAAGAACCAUUAAUCUGUGUAGGGACUAACAUUAUACGUCUGAGAGUAAACGAGCCGUAUUUUAAAUUACGAAAAAAAAAAGAUCUAUAAAAUUGCAUCGACGAAAAACAAUAAAUAAAUGCAGAAGGUGUUUGUUUACAAUCCAAAUUAUUGGUUUUUAUAUUACCAUAAACAAUAAAAUUCGGAUUGAGUGUGUUUCAAUAAAAUCCGUGUUAUUAAUAUCACCAGUACUAAAUCACUGGGAAGCAUAAAGUCACCGUGUGUUUUUAUUUUAAGUUAUUAAUAGUGCAGUUUUAUUGGAAUUGCAUGUACGUAUAUGAAACGGCUGUACAAUUUUUAUUAUUAUUUAAAUAAUAUUGUCCAAUGCGAGAAAAUUGAAUUUAAUUAAGUUUCCAUCUUAAAUGACUAUUAAAAUAUCGUUGCAUAAUUUCGCAUUUUAACGAUAGAUUUGUGCAUAGUAUAUAUAUUCAUCGAAUCAAUAAAAAAAGGAUAUAAAAAUACCAUCGAGAGGAAAACUCGCUGUCAUCUUUAAGAGAAACAGGACCGAGAUCAGAACUACUAAACGGGUGACCCGGCAAAUAGGACAACUAUCAUACACAAUAUAUUGGACAUUAAUGAUAUAUAAUGUGUGUACGGCAUUUAACUCAUCAAAAUGGGUUAACUGAACCCUUAUUAUUAAAACACAGAUUUUAAUUUUUAAUGAGAUUGUGUUUCAUUCAUCAACAACGAAUCGUGAUAUGGUUGUGAAUUGGAUUUUAUGACGUUACAUAUACAAAGCGUAGCACGCGACAUUAUAACAAUAUGAUUUGGAGCAGCAGAAUUCAAUCCAUGAUCACGCUGUGGAUAUGUCUGGUAUUCCAAUUGACAUCGCACACCAUGGGCAUCGAUCCAAAAUUCGAUCCAUCAACUCGUAUGCGACUGGUGCUAGUUCCAGCUGAUGCUGCAGUCGGUUCAGUGAUUUAUCGAUUGAGAGCCACUGAUGAGGAAUUUGAUUAUCCAUUACAAUUUGAAUUAUCAGGCGAUGCAUCAUCAUCAACAGUACAAAUUCAAUCGUUGCCAUGCACCAAAUAUAAUUCGGUGUGCCAGGCGAAUGUGAUUUUAACGAGAAGACUGGAGGCAGGCAGAUAUCACGAUUUUCAAGUGUCUGUUAAAGACACAAAAGGUGGCAUGACUGUACAGAGCUGUUCGAUUACGGCAACCAAUUUCACCACACCACAUGACGUAAUUUUUCCACAUAAAGCUGCCAUAAUUAUGAUACCUGAAGAUGCUAAACGAGGCACUGAACUCGAUUAUGUAAUCGCAAGAAAAAAUCCGCUGUAUACGAAGCCGGUGUAUUUGGAAUUGUGGGGAUCACCGUUAUUCGCGAUACGACAGAAAAUUGCUUCCCCCGAAACAACAGAAGGAACCAUUCUAUUGCUGGGACCUUUGGAUUUUGAAACGCAAUCCAUGUACCAUUUGACGGUGUUGGCAAAUGAUGCGUAUGCAGAAGGGGGCCAGGAUACCAGAAACAUUGCAGGCUUAGAGGUGAUUGUUAUUGUCGAAGAUGUACAAGAUGUUCCUCCGAUAUUCACUGUGGCACCACCUGUUACCCGACUUUUACCAGGCCUUCUACCCGGCGAUAAGGUCCUCCAAGUUCAUGCUGAAGAUGGUGAUAAAGGUAAUCCACGAGAGAUUAGAUACGGGCUCGUUUCAGAAGGGAAUCCAUUUACCUCUUUUUUCGAUAUCAACGAUACUAGUGGUGAAAUAUUUCUGUUACGGCCUCUGGACGAAAUAUCUUACAUCACACACAUUGGUGAUCCGGUAUUGUUGACAAUAGUUGCCGAAGAAGUAAAAGUUACCAGAGAAGAGCCACCAGCUAUGGCAUCUACUGUUCAAUUAGCAUUUUUCCUGCCAGAACGUAGCAAUUCACCGCCUUACUUUGAAAAUGACCAUUACAUUGCACGAAUCGACGAAAAUUCUCCGCAAGGAACAGCAUUGGUAUUUCUAGAUCCUUAUGUGCCGCGAGUUUAUGACGAUGAUACCGGCAAAAAUGGCGUUUUUUCAUUAACAUUGAUCGGCAAUAAUGGAACAUUCGAAAUAACGCCCAAUGUUGCUGAACGGCGUGCCAGCUUUCUGAUACGAGUACGGGAUAAUCAGUAUCUGGACUAUGAGAAAAGGCAUUCGGUUGAGUUUCAGAUUUUGGCUCAAGAACUGGGACCAGCCACAAACUUAUCGGCUGUGGUUAAUGUUACGAUUUAUGUCAAUGAUGUCAACGAUAAUUUACCCGUAUUUGAACAGGAAGUGUAUGUAGCAGAGGUGCCAGAAAAUAUGACGGCUGGAACGAAAAUUGUUCAAGUGAAAGCAACCGAUGUGGACACAGGACUUGGUGGCAAAGUCAGAUAUACACAAAUUUUGGGAUAUCUAAACACAUCGCUGAAUUUAGAUCCUCAGACUGGCUUAAUAGUUGUAUCGACAGAUAAUCAUGGUUUCGACAGAGAACAAAUGCCCGAAUAUCAUCUAUAUGUUGAGGCUAGAGAUGAUGACGGAACUGGAAACUCCGCACAGGUUCCGUUGGUAAUAAAAGUGUUGGAUGUAAACGAUAACGCACCGAUAUUCGAAAAAUCGUUGUACGAAUUCAUACUCUUGCCGGAUCUGCGCAAUUUCACAGCACCAGCUUUCAUAAAAGCCACCGAUAAAGAUGCCGAAGAACCAAAUAAUGUCAUACGAUAUGAAAUCAUCAACGGCAAUUACGAGAACAAAUUCAGAGUCGACAAAAUCACUGGUCAACUGUCGUUAGUCGAACAAUUGACAAUAACCAAGAACCACAAACGCCGCCGGCGACAGACCGAAUCAAUCGACACAGAUGUGUUUGUAUUGACUGCCAGAGCGUAUGAUCUCGGCGUGCCGGUGAUGUUUUCUACCACUACGAUUCGAGUCUACCCUCCAGAGAGUCGCGUUAGAACGGUCACAUUUGUUGUGCCAGGUUCGAAUCCUGAUCGUAAAAAGACUGAGGAAAUUUUGUCGACUGUAACGGGAGGACGAGUCAUUAUUCACGAUGUUCGACCGUACAAUGGCUACGAUCCGCCCAGUGCUACGACUAUCGAUGGCGAUAGUAGAGAAAAGAGUGUUGUCGUUGCUACCGUACUGUACGACAGUAAUUCGGUUGUUGAUAUUGCCAAAAUUCAAAAUCGACUGUCGACAAACAAUUCAGCCAGAGCCACAGCAAUUACAACGUCUGAAGAUGCUGAGAUGGUAUACAAGGCAGAAAAUCGAGUCCUAUUUUGGUUACUCAUUUUCUUGGCAUUGGUGAUAGCACUCUCAAUAUUGACGUUGUUGUUUUGCUGUAUAUGCUCGUGGUGUCCGUUGUAUGCAGCGUCAAGAAAAAGAGUAAUUAGGGUCAAUAGUUCAGAGGACGACGUUCAUCUAGUUCAUAGAGAAUUGGGCGGUGGCAAACAGACAAAAUCUGUUCAGGUGGCGGAUUGGAUGGGAAGAAGAGAAGCUUGGUCAGCGGAACGGUCAUCGGACUCCCGAACAAAGCCAACACACUGGGAGUUUAGCCGACGAGUCAACAAUCGGCAAAAAUUACGCCACGAGCACCAUGAGCAUGAGAUAGAGCCACGUGUCCGGUCGGCUGACGAUAAACGUUCCAUUAAAAUAAGAAACAACUUAAAAGACAUCAAAUCCACCAAAGAAACACAGAUCCACAAUUCUCGAACUAAUUUGAUUAACGAUCGUGAUAUUUACGUCGAAGAUAUCAUUGAUCAGGCCGACGAACAGGACUACGUCGACAUAAAAAAGAAACAACGAAUUUCCGACCAGCAAAUUGACGACGAUUCAUUACGUCGCCACGAGAUUGAUCGUGGCAGCGACAUUGGAUACGACCAACGAAACAACAUGAAACGGCAAGUGGCCCACGAUACUGACAAUGGGACGAAUCGUGACCAUUUGUACAUCAAGGAUGGCAAUGCUGAGAUUUUACGGUUAAUAACGCGUGGCAAACAAGAAGAAGAAAAUGUUUACGUAAAUGUUCCGCCCGUCCAGCCACAACCGCAAUAUAUUAUGGUUGACAAUAGUGGCAAAGAGAUCUUAAUGCGGCGGUUCAUCGAGGAACAAGCGAACGGAAAACAAAUAAUCCGGGAACACUAUCAGAUAUUGCCGGGCAACCAAAUACACCAAUCGUUACCGAAUGAAGUGAAUCAUCCGCAGCCGAUGACAGAAUUGUACGUUACCAAGUCCCAAGCUCCCAGCGUAAUCUACUCACAAAAUGAUCCAAACUUUGAUUUGAAACUGCUGGGCUCACAAAAUCUACUCAAGUCCGAUCAAGCGCAAAUCGACACACAACGAACGUACAACAUACCGAAUCAGUCAGCCGUACACCAAGAACUGGAAACAUCCCUGAAACAACAGAAUGCUUUGCUGCGACAGAUUUUGUUGGAGAAAGCAAAACUGGAGGAGAAGUACAGCCAACAAGAAGUGGCUUUGGAAACACAGAGUCUUCCUGGCCACGCGAUGGCUAUUGCAACACAAACGGAUUGCGAAACGGGUACCCAAACCGACGAGCCGUAUAAUAUGAAACCGGAACGACGACGUGCUAGAAGUGAAAAUGAUGAUUCCAUGUCGGAAAGUGACUACGAAUACAUUCGAUACAGUCCACCAAACAGUCCAGAGGGUGUGUACUGGAUCAAGCGCAAACGUCACAAAAAGAAAUCGAAACAUAGAGAUGCCAUUAAACCGAGGCGUCGGGUUGUCAUGGUUGAGGAAAUAAAGCGCAAGAUUCGAACUCCAAUUGAAGAGGAAAAUGAGGAUCAACGAUCACCCAUCAAAAGUAGUCAGACAAAGUUGAACAUUUUCAAACGACUUAAAAAGGACGGAGGUCUAAAGCGACGGGAAGUAUCUGCCAAAUCGGUUGCACUGAAGAAGGAUGUCCUAAUGGGGAUAUCUGAUUCGUUGGAUGAACAAACAAGCCCACUGGGACUGAGUAAGAAAAAACACAUCCAAAAGAUACACCAGAAGCACGUCGAGUAUUUUGAUGAUUCCGACGACCAGUCGGAUGACGAUGAUCCGUUCGGAAAUGGCAAUUACUCGGGCGAUAGUUUAGAGAACUACUCGGAAAUCGAGGAGUCACGAAUUCGCCGAAGUUCGAGUCGAAUAUCGAGAAACAAGGCAAUGCUGCGUAGAGGUUCUUCCAUUGAUAUUAGGGAUGUUUACAAUAAGGACGAGGAUUACAUCAAAUACAUUUCGGAUAGCAUUGCUUCGACCCCAGCCAUUCGGCAUAGACUGUCACGGAAAGAUAGCGGGAAAAGUGAUCCCGACGCUAAACGCAAAUUGAAACGGGAUUCUGCGUCCGAACCACCCAUCCAUCGGUCGACUAAAAGACCAGCUCCAAAGGCUCCCACAUCGAAAUCAACAAAAAUUGCCUCCACCGACAAAUCUCGAUCCGAAACGGAUAUUGUGAAAAAAAUGGAUGAGGAGACGACAUCACGCAGUGUCCCCAAGUACAUGGAGUGGUAUUACAACAAGAACAGAGAAAGUGAUUCGGAAAAGAAGCGACUGGACAGUUAUCGGUUGGAAAAGGAGAAAAGUAAAAUUUCCAAUAAGAAAAUCAUUGGAUCGACAGAAAAGCGAAUCAAAUCGAAGGCUCCAAAACAGGACGGGCAACCAACAAAACCAGAACCAUUACCACGAUCGAUGCCAUCCAAGGGACUUCGAAUGCUGAAAGAAGACAUCGACAUGAACAAGACUCACAACCCGAAAAUCCAAACUGACGCCAACCAUCCGUUGUUACAAUAUUCGGAACACCGGUACGAAUAUGAAUACAAUCCAGCUCCCGAAAUUCCCGUACCACCAACCAAACUUCCACACUACAUUUACCCGGAAACACCACCGCAACACGGAUCCGGUGAUGCUAAGCCAAAAGCUAAACCACCGGCGAAACCAGCCCGACCAUCGCCGAUCAAAGAAAACGAAGUCACAACAGCCAGUCACAAAGUAGUGAUUCCAAUCGAAUCCACCGAAAGCCAGCCGAAUCAGUCAAAACAAUUGAAUGCUUCCACAUUGGAAGAUGAUUUAGAUUCUGGCAUUGCCAUGAAUUCGUUGCUGAAUAGUAUGGGACGACGGAAUCCAAUUGCGGAUAAAAAGAGCGUUUUCACCAUUGCCUACGAUGAUGUGAAAGUGAAAAAGAUUCCAUCCGAAAGUGAUUCGCCACAGUUUUCGUGAAUCCAUUUAGGUUUUGUGUUUGUUUUAGUUCCAAAAUUGUUCUUUGGUGAAGGAAUUGCAAUGACUCAUCACUUGGGGGAUGUAGCCCUUGAAUAAGAAUUCGCUCAGAAUUACUCCACGAAAAUGUAGCGGAUCUUUAUGGUUGUAGAUGACUGAGGUCUCGUUUUCGUAAGAAACUUUCUCUAACUGCUAUCGGGAAAUCUGGCACACGGUGCCAAAAGACCACAACUUUUAAACUACGUAAAAGAUGAACUCGCACA